Messenger RNA from Callorhinchus milii (elephant shark), 4966 nucleotides. It is a transcript of the gene kdm2bb, whose product is annotated as lysine-specific demethylase 2B. Bases 224 to 4054 code for a protein of 1276 amino acids. Gene Ontology annotation, biological process: regulation of transcription by RNA polymerase II; protein demethylation. NCBI's taxonomy places the organism in Eukaryota, Metazoa, Chordata, Chondrichthyes, Chimaeriformes, Callorhinchidae. The record is from RefSeq and is a predicted model, not a curated record. Gene Ontology annotation, molecular function: DNA binding; protein binding; histone demethylase activity. The transcript is spliced from 22 exons.
UGUGUGUGUGUGUGUGUGUGUGUAUAUGGGGAGGGUUGGUUUGCAAAAGUGCAAUGACGUAACAUGAGCUGUAACUCCUGGAGAGAGAGAGAGAGAGAGAGAUGGUGUCUUUCUGUGCAGGGCUGUGGAGGGGAGUGAAAAACUUAUCUAUUUGUGGAUUCCAACACCACCAUAUAAUAUCCUGGGCGAUGCAUUGGCGCUUUAGAAUAAUGCUCUCUCAGCAAUGGAUGUAGAGAAGGAAUCUGGACGACAAUUGCGAGCGUUUUGCAGACGGCGAUACGACGAUGAGGAUUUAUCAGACGAGGAGAUAACCAACAUGAGGUCCUUCGACGUGGAAGAAAAGCUGAGCAGUGACACGUACUGCUCCAGUUUCGUGCACUUUAUGAAGGGGGCAGAUUUUACAUUUGAAUAUGUGCAGAGGGAAGCGAUACGGGUUCCCCUCAUCUUCAGGGAGAGAGAUGGACUUGGGAUCAAAACUCCAGAUCUCAAUUUUAGCGUCAGGGACGUGAAACUAUUCGUUGGGAGCCGAAGGAUCGUGGAUGUGAUGGACGUGAGCACACAGAAGGGGAUUGAGAUGAGCAUGUCCCAGUGGGUGCGUUACUACGAGACCCCUGAAGCCGAGCGAGAGAAACUCUACAAUGUCAUCAGCCUGGAGUUCAGCCACACCAAACUGGAGAACCUGGUCAAGAGACCCACCGUGGUGGACCUGGUGGACUGGGUGGACAACAUGUGGCCGCGGCACCUGAAGGAGAAGCAGAUCGAGCCGACCAACGCCAUCGCCGAGAUGAAAUACCCCAAAGUUCAAAAGUACUGUCUGAUGAGUGUGAAGGGAUGCUACACUGAUUUCCACAUUGACUUUGGGGGCACUUCAGUCUGGUAUCACAUCCUGCGCGGGGGAAAGGUUUUCUGGUUAGUACCUCCCACAGUGCACAACCUGGAGAUUUACGAGGAGUGGGUUCUGUCGGGGAAACAGGGAGACAUUUUCCUGGGAGACCGUGUGGACGGGUGUCAGCGCGUGGAGCUCAAACAAGGCUACACCUUCCUCAUCCCCUCAGGAUGGAUCCACGCUGUUUACACGCCUGAGGACACCCUGGUGUUCGGGGGGAAUUUUUUGCACAGUUUUAACAUUCCCAUGCAGCUCCACAUCUACGAGAUUGAGGACCGUACCCGAGUGAACGGCAAGUUCCGCUACCCAUUUUACUAUGAGAUGUGCUGGUAUGUGCUGGAACGCUACGUCUUCUGUCUGACCAAACGCUCACACCUCACCAAGGAAUACCGCAGGGAGUCGAUGCUGAUAGAUAACGAGUGGAAAGCCAAAGUGGAGAGCCCGGUGGGGAUGGGGGAGUGCCGGACGGACAUGGAGGAGAGAGUGUGCGACAUGAGGAUCAAAGAGGAGCGCGACGAGACCAGCUUCCAGAGCGCAGACCCACCGUCGCCCAACGGCGAGCCCAGCGAGACCCCCAAGAAGAGACGCAAGCCAGCCAAGCAGCUGAUACGAUCCAUCUCCGAGGACUCGGACACCAGCAGCAAGUCCCAGGGGCCGGUCUCCCCGGAGCCCCCCCGGACCCCCGCGGCCGAGGGGCCCAGCAAGUGGAUCCACCUGACGGAGUUCGAGCUGAAGGGGCUGAAGGCGCUGGUGGAGAAACUGGAGUCUUUGCCCGACAACAAGAAAUGCGUCCCCGAGGGCAUCCGGGAUGCCUCCGCUCUUCUGGGGGACAUGAAGGCUGUGCUGGAGGAACACACUGAGGACAGUCAGAAGCUGUCAGUCACUGGCCUCCCCAUUGUGACUUGGCCCAGGAAAACCGCGAAGCACCGGGCGGUGGGGCGGCCGAAGGGGAAGCUGGGAGCCUCGGCGGCUGUGAAACUCGCCGCUAACCGUGCCACGGCCGGUGCUCGCCGGCGCAGGACCCGAUGCCGGAAAUGCGAGGCCUGUCUGCGCACCGAGUGUGGCGAGUGCCACUUCUGCCGGGACAUGAAGAAGUUCGGGGGGCCGGGCCGCAUGAAGCAGUCGUGCAUCAUGCGCCAGUGCAUAGCGCCGGUCUUGCCACACACGGCCGUCUGCCUGAUCUGCGGGGAGGCCGGGAAGGAGGACACCGUGGAGGAGGAGGAGAAGUUCAACUUCAUGCUGAUGGAAUGCUCCAUUUGUAACGAAAUCGUGCACCCCAGCUGCUUAAAGGUGCAGGAUGCUGAGGGAGUUGUGAACGAGGAGCUCCCCAAUUGCUGGGAAUGUCCCAAGUGUAACCACGAGGGCAAAACCGGGAAAGUCUACAAGCAAAAGCGAGGCCCUGGGUUCAAAUACGCCUCUAACUUACCGGGGUCUUUGCUGAAGGAGCAGCGGCUGAACCGGGAUCUGAAGGAUUCCCCGGAGACCCCCGGGAAGAAGGGAGAGCGGGAGGAGAACCCCAAGCGCAGGUCGGAGGAGCAUCCCAGGAAAGGCGACGGCAUUCCAAGGAGGAAGUCCGAGGAGGGGCCGGGUGUGAGGAAACGCCGGGAUGUGGACAGGCUCUCUGAGCCCAUCGUUAGGAAAAAGCUCAAGAUUGGGAAGGAGGAGAAACUCAUGAGGAAAAAGAAACGGUCUUUACUCCCGAACGAAGACCACUGCACCCCCAUCAAGUCGCUGCGUAACAUCAAGCAGGAGCCUGAGGACGAUCCCCAGCUCGGCUCAGUACCUCUCACUCCGCAACGAGCCAAGGAGAGCGACCAAUCUCGCUCCAGCUCCCCUCGAGCCGGUCCCAGCUCCGAGACCGACCCGUCCAAGGACAAGGAGAGGGACAAGGAGAGGGACAAGGAGAAGGACAGGGAGAAGGACAGGGAGAGGAGCGAGCGGCAGAGAGAGAAGAGGAAGAAACGCCUUCACAACAAGGAGCUGAGUAAAGAGUUGAGCAAAGAGCUCAACCUGGAGAUCCACAAGACGGAGAGCAGCCUGGCCAACGAGAACCAACAGCCCAUCAAGACCGAAGGGGACGUGGAGAAAGCGGAGAAGCCCAAGCGCCAGCCGGCCAGCGGUGACAAACUGCACCGGCUCGGCAAAGGGCUGAACGGGGCAGCCAGGCUACGGCACCCGCUGGGCGGGGGGGGAGGGGGUGGCUUACGCCGAGCUCCCAGGGUCAUCGCCCGCCCCCCACCCUCCAUCUCGCCCACCAAGUUCAUCCCCAUGGAGCGUCACGUCAUCAGGCCCCCGCCCGUCAGCCCGCCCCCGGACUCGCUCCCCCUGGUGGACGGGGAGGACCACGUGAUUCAGAGGGAGGUGUGGAUGGCUGUCUUCGGCUCCCUCAGCCGCAGGGACCUGUGCGUCUGUAUGAGGGUCUGCAAAACCUGGAACAGAUGGUGCUGUGACAAGAGGUUGUGGACGAAUAUCGAUUUGAAUCGCUGUAAAUCGAUUACACCCCUCAUGCUGAGUGGCAUUAUCAGGAGGCAACCCGUCACCCUGGACCUGAGCUGGACAAACAUCUCGAAAAAACAGCUCACCUGGCUCAUCAACCGGCUGCCAGGUCUGAAGGACUUGGUUGUCUCAGGCUGUUCCUGGGCAGCGAUCUCUGCCCUCUGUAGUUCCAGUUGCCCUUUGCUCAGGAUCCUCGACCUCAGAUGGGUGGAAGGACUGAAAGACGCUCAGAUGAGAGAUUUGCUCUCCCCUCCAACUGACAACAGACCAGGCCAGAUCGACAAUCGUAGCAAGCUACGUAACGUGAUGGACCUGCGCCUGGGCGGGCUGGAUGUCACGGACUCGACACUCCGGCUUAUAAUCCGCCACAUGCCGCUGCUCGCCAAACUGGAUCUCAGUUACUGCAAUCACCUAACCGACCAGUCGAUGAACUUGCUCACCGCGGUGGGCAGCAGCACCAGGGAUUCCUUGACGGAGAUCAACCUAUCAGUUUGCAAUCGAGUCACUGACCAAUGCCUGGCCUACUUCAAACGUUGUGGCAACGUCUGUCGGAUAGACCUCCGCUAUUGCAAGCAGAUAAGUAAAGAAGGCUGUGAAAAGUUCAUAGCAGAGAUGUCUGUCAGUGUUCAGUUCAGCCUGUCAGAGGAGAGACUAUUACAGAAACUUAGUUAACUGCAGGAAACCCAGUUGAAGGGACACUUGGAGACUUGUGUCCGUGAAGGAGGGACAUCGGACGUUCUGCUCCCUGUCAUUUAAUUACUCCCAGCUUCCGCUUCAAACACAGGAAAAGCCUGGAUUGGGCUGGUGGAGCGGAGAGAUUGAAAACACUGUUCAGCAACAGAAGCUGCUUACUUUGAACCAGAAACUUUUCUACUGGCUUAAAAACAUCACUCCGAAGUACAAAACUUUAUGUUUUAAAUGUGUGUGUGUGUCUGUAUAUAUAUAUUAUAUAUAUAUAUAUAUAUAUAAAAUGAAGAAACCCACACCCAUUCACGAGCGUUUGACCGAACACGGAGGGAAAAGCGAGAGGGAGAAGAAAAUAACAGAUUGAACGCAACAUUUCCAUGCACGAAUUACAAUUAGGGGCAUGUACAUUGUAAAUUUUUAUUUUUUGUUCCUUUUUAAAACCGGCCGCAGUCUUAAAAACGAAAAAAAAAAUUGUGGACAUAUCCGACCGUAUAUUGGGAGUCAUUUCAACCUGGUUAUAAAUAAUGUUCUGUUUUGCUACACUCUUAACCAUCGUACAUUAUCCAGAAAUAUUUUUGUACAGAAAUUACUUUAUUGAGAGUACAGUACUGUGAAAAAAAAUCAAUAUUUCCAAAUUCUCCCAUUCUUACAAUAUCAGAUUCCUUCCCUUCCCAUCAGUCGUUCGCUCGCUGGUGGUUUAAUCUCUGUACAAUUACACAUGUUUCAAUGACCAUGUGGGUUGAUCUGUGUGAUGUUUGUAUGUGCCAUCAUUGCAUGCCUCUCAAAACAAGGGGCAUUGAAGCAGCCACAAUACUGUUAGGUGACUGAUGUUGGUUUACCACUUAAUUGCUGUUGCCAUUUUGUCAUUGCUGACUUUGUAUAAAACUUUUGUCUUCA